CGAAUUGGGACUUGAACCAGAACUACCAUUACCUCUGGCUCCUUUCCAUCUCCGCCUUCAUGAGCUCUCCCUAUAGAAUCCUACCCAUAAAUUUCUCUGUUAUUCAUCUUACUGAAUUACCAGCAUCAUGAACGCUCAGUAUACUCCGAAUCCUCAAUUCCAGCCCUACAUUCACAACGGCGAAACCUACUACCAUCAGCCUCAUCAUCCUCGACUGCCCUUUGUUCCUCAGCAAACGCAACAUCCUGUUCCAUGCAAUCCACACCAAAACAUGUUAAUUCAUCCUCAAGGCGGGUUGGCCGGCAAUGUCACCAUGGCGCAGCGACCAUGGCCAGGUCCUUCUCUCAGCCCCACGUAUCCUGUUCUGACACAAUACCCACCAUCCUCGAACGGAUACCCUUCGAAAGGGUAUGCACCUGUCGCUCCGGCACGUUCAACAACCCAGCAACUUUCUGAUACCAACGUUCCUCAUCUAAAUGUGCAUACCUUUUGGAAACAACGUCUCGCACCUCUUCCCGGUUUUUGCUCUGCUCCGGACCUCUUCAGUGUUCCAGCACCAGAGCUUUCUUUACCCACUCCACAGACUCUCCGUUCAGCCUCCAAAAAAUCCUCCCCCCGAUCAAGUUACGACGGAAACAAUUUUGAACUCGAUAUACAUGCUGAAACAUACAUUCCUCAAUACUUGAAAGAUAUUCAAAAACAACCACACAGAUUCACACCUCUUCCUUCAGUUCCUGUUUAUCCUCCAUCUUCUUAUUUCAAUGAUUUUCCCCUUUCUUCCUCAAUACUCGAAAAAUAUACAGUUUCUUGGUCUGAUUGCACGACCCUUUCUAACCCUCCUCUGCGUGAGGAUGCUCGUCUUGUUUCUAUCUCUGUUGACUAUCAGAGUCAUUGGCUGACCUUACACGCUUGGGAACUGUGCAGAAUAGCAGACGAUAAAAAGAAGAUUGUUUUAUGGAAAAUUCAAGUCGACGUUUCUAAUUGGGAAGAAGCCGAAUUCUCGAUAUUCGUACCCGGAGUACGCGAAAACUAUCCACGCCUUGAAAUUGGCGAUAUCGUACAUCUUAAAGAGAUUAUUUCGGAUUGGGGACAAGGGACGGGUAUGGCAUUUGAAGGCAGAGUCAUACUUUUAAGAAAAAGAGAGGGUUAUGUUUAUUUUCACUGCCCGCCCCUCAAAGUUUAUAUCAUGAACAAUAUUUCCCCGAAUCAACAAUCGGUAUCAAAUGAAAUAAAGACCGUCCCUCAGUGUUUCAAUGCAUCAUUUUUGGCCAACGCAGGUCCUGCCAUGGCAAUGGAAAUUGCUAUCAGAACUAUAGGUGAUGCCUCGAAGUUAACAAAGCGUUCGCUUGCACACCAAUGGAUGUUUCCUGACGCGAAUGACCUCGAGUUAUACCCUCCAGUUCCGUCAAAACCCCCGCAUGUGACGCACGAAUCCUGGGUGGAUAAAGGGUUGAACGCUGAACAGCGUAUGGCAGCGUCCACAGUUUCGCUAUAUCAAUCUCCUAUACCUUUCUUGAUCAGAGGACCGCCUGGGACAGGAAAGACGCGGACUAUCGUCGAAACCGUACACCAGAUCCUCCGCUUCCAGCCCAACGCCCAUAUAUUACUCUGCGCACCAUCCAAUCCAGCAACAGACACGCUGACGCAGAGAUUGGCAACAGUUCUUAAUCCUCGUGAGAUGCUCAGAUUGAAUGAUCCUAAUCGAACGUUUGCCGAGAUUCCUGAUGCUAUUCGACCGUUUUGUUACAUCCCUAACGACGACGGCAAGUUCGCUUUGCCGCCUUGGAAGACUUUAAUGAGGUACAAGGUUGUGGUAACUUCUUGUCUAGACGCUGCGAUGCUCGUAUCGGCGCGCUGUACGAACGUCGUCCUGGCAGCUUUAGAAGAUGAGGUGAUGGAUGGUCUUCAUCCAGAAGAUAGGAGGCCAGUUUCGCCACACUGGACGCACCUGAUGAUAGACGAGGCUGCGCAGGGGUCAGAACCAGAACUUCUCGUUCCCAUUUCGGUUGUAUAUACUCGUCCAAAGCAGGAUGGGAAAGAGCAUGCUGAUACAACCCGCACGCCCCCCCCUGAGUACCAUCCUUUAGUGACAAUGCCCCAACUCGUUCUCUGCGGGGAUUCGAAUCAGUUGGGACCCAUCAUUGUCUCAGACGUAGCUCGCCAAAACGAGCUGGACGUUUCACUUCUGGAGCGCUUAUUAGAGAGACCCGUGUACGCUGAACAUCCCGAAGCUCGUUCACAAGCAGUACAUCCGAUUACACUAGAAUGGCAAAAUGGCGGAUUACCUGCGUUCAAACCAUUCGUAAACCUUACCAAGAAUUAUCGCUCGCAUCCCGCCAUUCUAAUGCCUCCCUCUGCGAUGUUUUACAACGAUAGUUUAGAGCCGUGCGCUGCCAACGGACUUAUCGCUUGGGCUCAACUUCCCAAUCCAUCGUUCCCACUCGUAUUUAUAGGAACGAAUACCAAAGAGGAUUCGAUUCACGAGGUACGUUCUACGGAUUUGAAUAGCAUUUUUAGACUUUGUUUUCGUGCACAGAAAACGACAUGGUACAACGCUGGCGAGAUUGAACGCAUUGCCGACGUCGUUUUCUCACUUAUGGAGGAGGCAAAUAAGUCUUCGCCCCCUUUGCAGCUUCAAGAUAUCGGAGUGAUGGCGCCAUGGAGAGAACAGGUAUGGAGACUCAGAGAAGACUUCAGGAAACGGGGGUUUGGCAGGGUGGAUGUCGGAAGCGUCGAAGUAUUCGAUUUUCCUCAUUCAGUUUCAUAUAUUCAUUGCAGGGGACCUCUAGGACUUCCAGGGGCGCGAAAAGAGGGUCGUAGUGAUUUCUUGUGUUCGAUCUACAUCCAAGUAUCUAGCGGAAGAUACUGCGAAAGGGAUCGGCUUAGUUUUCGAAAGAAAAAGAAUGAACGUCGCCAUAACUCGAGCCCGGGAACUGCUGGUGGUUGUUGGCAACGGUGCCCUGUUGAGUGUCGAUCCAUACUGGAAAGGAUUUUUACAGUUUGCAAUCAGAAAUCGCCUGUAUGUUGGGCCGGAUCUCCAAAUCGAGAUGGAUGGUGCUUGGAUAUCCAGGCUCGAGUCUCUGCACCUCCAGGCACAAGAAGAAAACGGCUUCAUCGACCCAGAUGACUCGGAGGAUAAGCGGGCGAUGAUACUUGCGGGCGGUGUGGCGAGAGACGUUCUACGAGAACAUGAAUAAGUAGCGGGGUUGCGAUGAUUGUUUCGGUGUUGGACGUUUGUUAUUUAAGUAUCUAUGAUACUCCGUCCUAUAAUGUAGUUCUAGGUACGUCUCGUAUUUACAUAAUCGGAUCUAGCGAUUGUAGCCACUCCAUCUUACCCCGGCGUUUAGCAAGG
Molecule: messenger RNA, 3352 nt
Organism: Marasmius oreades (fairy-ring Marasmius)
Lineage: Eukaryota; Fungi; Basidiomycota; Agaricomycetes; Agaricales; Marasmiaceae
Exons: 12
Coding region: 128-3127 (999 amino acids)
Molecular function (GO): 5'-3' RNA helicase activity; RNA binding
Source: RefSeq, a predicted model, not a curated record